CGUGUCUCAGGUUAUGGACGUUUUCUGUCCCCUCCUAAGUGGUUUUUCAAUUUCACAAAUUAAAGAGCCUCUCUCUCUCUCUCUCUCUCUCUCAUUUGAAAAUAGCAAUGGCGACGAUUGCAAUUAUCGGAGCUGGUAUCUUCGUGAGGACUCAGUACCUUCCUAGACUGUCAGAGAUCUCGGAUCUCUUCCAUCUGAAAGCCAUUUGGAGCCGCACGCAGGAAUCCGCAAGAGCUGCCGUUGAAAUAGCCGAUAAGAACUUCUCCGGCGUUCAAUGUAAGUGGGGAGAUGAAGGCCUUGAUGAUAUUAUCCGUGAUUCAUCCAUCACCGCUGUUGCUGUUGUUUUGGCUGGACAAAAUCAGGUUGAUAUUUCACUCAAGAUGCUCAAGGCUGGUAAACAUGUUCUUCAAGAGAAACCAGCAGCAGCUAGUGUAAAAGAUUUGGAAACUGCAUUGCAUAACUACAAAUCAAUUUCUGCUGAUGCUCCUCGACAAGUAAUUUGGUCUGUGGCUGAAAAUUAUCGAUUUGAGCCUGCCUUAGUGGAGUGCAAGAAACUAGUUGCUGAAAUUGGGACAAUGAUGAGUGUUCAAGUUAUUAUUGAAGGAUCGAUGAACAGUUCAAACCCCUACUUUUCAAGCUCUUGGAGGCGCGGUUUCACUGGAGGUUUCAUUCUUGAUAUGGGUGUGCAUUUCAUUGCUGGGUUAAGAAUGGUUGUUGGGUGUGAAGUGGUUUCAGUUUCGGCUAUGACAUCUCAUGUGGAUUCGUCUUUACCUCCCCCAGAUAAUAUAUCAUCUGUCUUCCAUUUGGAGAAUGGUUGUUCAGGAGUAUUUGUAAUGGUUGUCUCCUCGAGAACACCCAAGAUCUUGUGGCGAGUUGUUGGCAUGAACGGGACAUUGCAAAUUGAGCGUGGAUUUCAAGGACAACAUGGCUACCUGGUUUCAUUAUAUGGUGUUGAUGGACAAAGUAAAAGCUCCUUUUUCCCAUUCAGUGGAGUAACUGAAGAAUUAAAAGCUUUUAUUAGUGAUGUAUCUGAAAGCACUCUUAAGGGAGCUGUGUCCACUGAUCUAAUUUACUUGUCAUUUGCAGAAGGGGAGUGAGUUAGUGGCUGAGCCCCGCCUCUCUUACAUUGAAGGUGCAAGAGAUGUUGCUGUUUUAGAGGCAAUGCUUGAAUCCGGAGCAAGGAAGGGUGAACUAGUUCAUGUUAAAAGGUUUUGAAGUUAAGAAACCCAUGGAAAUAGCUUCGUUGCCUACAUAAUUCAAUAUCAGUGAAUUAUUUUAUAUUGAUCAUGAACAUAGUGCUUGUAAAAGCAGUUGAUGUGUAUGAAUAAUUCCUGUGUGUAAAGAACAAUUAGAUUGGAUGACUUUGUAUUCAUUUAUUGAAAUAAUUGCUGAUGAAGAAACUAUUAUUUCCGGAUUCCGAUCACAGCAGAUAUAUAUGAUCAUGCAUCUUUAACUUUUAA
Messenger RNA from Arachis ipaensis, 1460 nucleotides. NCBI's taxonomy places the organism in Eukaryota, Viridiplantae, Streptophyta, Magnoliopsida, Fabales, Fabaceae. The record is from RefSeq and is a predicted model, not a curated record.